CCAGUUCGGGAUGUGGGCAUGAAUUCUCCAGUUCUGGUCCUCCCCAGCUCCUCUUCUGCUGCUUCUGGCUCAGAGACCACAACCUUCAACAGGAAAAAUGAGCUGGGUUUGGAUGCUUCUCCAGUAAUGAAGAACCCUCCCAAGCUGGAGGGUGAUGCUACUGAUGGCUCCUUUGCCAAUAAGCAUGGCCGCCAUGUCAUUGGCCACGUUGAUGACUAUAGUGCCCUAAGACAGCAGAUUGAAGAGGGCAGACUGCUGGUCAAGAAGGUAGCAUCCCUCGUGAGAUCAACCUGCAACUUCCUUGGCCUUGAAGCUCUAGGCACAGAGGUGAUGGGCAGUGAAGCCAUCCAUGAGCUCAGAAGCAGUGCCAACGCCCUGCACCACCGGCUGGAGGAGUCCGCCUCCCUCCUCACCAUGUUCUGGCGAGCAGCCUUGCCAAGCUCCCAUGGCCCUGCACUGGGUGGCAAAGUGGGAGAGUCCAUGAAAAGGGAGCUUCUGGAACUGAGAACCAAACUAUCCAGACAGGAGAGUCUCCUUCAGAGCACAGCUGAGCAUCUGAAGACCGCCAACCAGCAGAAGGAGAGCUUGGAGCAGUUCAUCUUCAGCCAGUGUGAAAUCCCUAAGGGCUCUUCCAUGCACUCCAGUCCUGUGACCCUUGCCUUCCAGGAGCCAAGCAAGAAGCGUAGCCACCAGAGGUCCUCCAAACAGCAGGAAGGAUGGGCCUGCCCCCCUUUUUCACAGCUCCCUGUCUGCUGAGGAGGAUCUGGGCCCCCCUCCUCCACACCUGCUGGAGGGUCUGGAAGGAGUCACAGAUGUGGCCUGCUGGGGCAGGGGGAAAGGCA
This is a messenger RNA of Hippopotamus amphibius kiboko, 842 nucleotides long. Its product is annotated as myomegalin-like. The transcript has 5 exons. NCBI's taxonomy places the organism in Eukaryota, Metazoa, Chordata, Mammalia, Artiodactyla, Hippopotamidae. The annotation marks the transcript as partial. The record is from RefSeq and is a predicted model, not a curated record.